Molecule: messenger RNA, 564 nt
Organism: Oppiella nova
Lineage: Eukaryota; Metazoa; Arthropoda; Arachnida; Sarcoptiformes; Oppiidae
Source: the annotation of a GenBank genome assembly
ACAUCCAAACAGCGAUUCCGUGAAAAGUUCUUUCGCUAUGCCAUGAGUUUGGGUCACAUAAUGCCGGCUAAUGGUUGCCUACUGUACACACUGUGCGCCUACGGUUGCAUGGAUUUGGUCCGGUAUGGCGUACAGACCACUAACCCUACCGAUAGGUCCGAUGACCCGGACUACUUUCAUACGAUGGUAGAGGCCUGGCAACUUGGACAAGCCUACGCUAGUGAAGUGCAUAAUAAUGUGAAUGAAUGUAGGAAUGUAUGCGCGCCUACCUACCCAGAGUGCAGCACGGGUACCAGUAGUGAGUUUACAAACUGGUGGAACCGGUGGUGGUUGCAGGUUUAUGAGAAAGGUCAUUUUGCCGGCAUGGUAUCAACUCGACAAAAGUUCCGUGAUGACUUUUUCCACGUUAUGAUGGCUGUGGGAAAUGUAUUGCCAAAGGCCUGCCAACUGUACACCCUUUGCACCGCUGGCUGUGAAGACCUGGUCAGUUACGGCAACCCGGAGAAUAUUAUAGGGCUUAUUAUACGGGUCAUGGAUAUGCCGGUGUUGUUGGUAAAGAUGUAG